GUUUUGAAGCUCAUUCGAAAAAACAGAACAUGAAGUGCGUGUCUAUAAUUUUGAUCAUUUCCCUGGGUCUGCUAGCUUUGGCUAAGGCUAAUUCUUUGAAGUGCCCACGAGCUUGUACAAGGGAUUAUAGACCGCUUUGCGCCACUUGGCAAAGGGGUAUUAUACGUCCCAUAAAAAGUGUUUGCACUUUCUCGAACAAAUGCGUUUUGGACAAUCAAAUAUGCAGAACAAAUCAAAAUUGGGUUGUGACCGAUGAUAAGCGCAAGUGCAAGCGUAACUCUCCAGACUGCAGUGAUCUUUUAAAGGAGUGACCAUUUAAAUCUUUUUACGGCCUUUUUGCCUAUAAUAAACCUUAUUUUCCCGCUCAUA
Drosophila gunungcola (fruit fly) is the source of this 369-nucleotide messenger RNA. Its product is annotated as turripeptide Gsg9.2. The record is from RefSeq and is a predicted model, not a curated record. Lineage: Eukaryota; Metazoa; Arthropoda; Insecta; Diptera; Drosophilidae. The transcript is spliced from 2 exons. The coding region runs from base 30 to 311 and encodes 93 amino acids. Gene Ontology annotation, molecular function: protein binding.